Molecule: messenger RNA, 4911 nt
Organism: Jaculus jaculus (lesser Egyptian jerboa)
Lineage: Eukaryota; Metazoa; Chordata; Mammalia; Rodentia; Dipodidae
Gene: Trpm1
Product: transient receptor potential cation channel subfamily M member 1
Exons: 27
Coding region: 1-4911 (1636 amino acids)
Biological process (GO): protein tetramerization; calcium ion transport into cytosol
Cellular component (GO): membrane
Molecular function (GO): calcium channel activity
Source: RefSeq, a predicted model, not a curated record
AUGGGGUCCCUGAAGAAAAUGAGUAGUUCCUUCAAGCGCGGCUCCCUCAAGAGUUCCACAUCUGGGUCCCAGAAGGGUCAGAAAGCUUGGAUAGAGAAAACAUUUUGCAAACGGGAGUGUAUCUUUGUAAUUCCCAGUACAAAAGAUCCCAACAGGUGUUGCUGUGGCCAGUUCACCAACCAGCAUAUUCCCCCUCUGCCAAGUACAACUCCCAGCAAAGAUGGAGAAGACAGCAAACAGGUGGAGACGCAACCUGAAAAAUGGUCUGUCAGCAAACACACCCAGAGCUACCCAACAGAUUCCUAUGGGAUCCUUGAAUUCCAGGGUGGUGGCUAUUCCAAUAAAGCCAUGUAUAUUCGUGUUUCCUACGACACCAAACCAGAUUCUCUGCUUCAUCUCAUGGUGAAAGAUUGGCAGCUGGAACUACCCAAGCUUUUAAUAUCUGUGCAUGGAGGCCUCCAGAGCUUUGAGAUGCAGCCCAAGCUGAAGCAGGUGUUUGGCAAAGGCCUGAUCAAGGCUGCUAUGACCACAGGGGCCUGGAUUUUUACAGGGGGUGUGAGUACUGGUGUCGUCAGCCAUGUGGGGGACGCUUUGAAAGACCACUCCUCCAAGUCCCGAGGCCGCGUCUGCGCUAUAGGAAUCGCUCCAUGGGGCAUGGUGGAGAACAAGGAAGACCUGGUUGGGAAGGAUGUCACAAGAGUAUACCAGACCAUGUCCAACCCUCUGAGCAAGCUCUCUGUGCUCAACAAUUCCCACACUCAUUUCAUCUUGGCCGACAAUGGCACCCUGGGCAAGUAUGGUGCUGAGGUGAAGCUGCGAAGGCAGCUGGAAAAGCACAUCUCCCUACAGAAGAUCAACACUAGACUGGGGCAAGGUGUGCCCCUCGUGGGUCUUGUGGUGGAGGGGGGCCCUAAUGUGGUUUCCAUUGUCCUUGAAUACCUCCGAGAAGACCCUCCUGUCCCUGUGGUGGUUUGUGAUGGAAGUGGACGAGCCUCAGACAUUUUGUCCUUCGCACACAAGUACUGUGAAGAAGGAGGGAUAAUAAAUGAGUCCCUCAGGGACCAGCUUCUAGUUACCAUUCAGAAAACAUUUAAUUACAGCAAGACACAAUCACAUCAGCUGUUUGCAAUUAUAAUGGAGUGCAUGAAGAAGAAAGAGCUCGUUACUGUGUUUAGGAUGGGUUCUGAGGGUCAACAAGAUGUUGAGAUGGCGAUUUUAACUGCCUUGCUGAAAGGAACCAAUGCAUCUGCUCCGGAUCAGUUGAGCUUGGCGCUGGCUUGGAAUCGCGUUGACAUAGCACGCAGCCAGAUCUUCGUCUUCGGGCCACGCUGGCCGCCCCUGGGAAGCCUGGCUCCCCCAGUGGAUACCAAAGCCACUGAAAAGGAGAAGAAGCCACCUACGGCAACCACCAAGGGGAGAGGAAAAGGGAAAGGCAAGAAGAAAGGGAAAGUGAAAGAGGAAGUGGAGGAAGAAACUGACCCCCGGAAGAUUGAGCUGCUGAACUGGGUGAAUGCCUUGGAGCAAGCCAUGCUGGAUGCUCUAGUCCUAGAUCGAGUUGACUUUGUGAAGCUCUUGAUUGAAAAUGGAGUGAAUAUGCAGCACUUCCUAACCAUUCCGAGGCUGGAGGAGCUCUACAACACAAGACUGGGCCCACCAAACACACUUCAUCUGCUGGUGAGGGAUGUUAAAAAGAGCAACCUUCCUCCUGAUUACCACAUCAGCCUCAUAGACAUAGGGCUUGUACUAGAGUACCUCAUGGGAGGUGCCUACCGCUGCAACUACACUCGGAAGAGUUUCCGGACUCUCUACAACAACCUGUUUGGUCCUAAAAGGCCUAAAGCUCUUAAGCUUCUUGGAAUGGAGGAUGAUGAGCCCCCAGCCAAAGGGAAGAAGAAGAAAAAGAAGAAGAAGGAGGAAGAGAUCGACAUCGAUGUGGACGACCCCGCCGUGAGUCGGUUCCAGUACCCAUUCCACGAGCUGAUGGUGUGGGCCGUGCUGAUGAAGCGCCAGAAGAUGGCCGUCUUCCUGUGGCAGCGGGGAGAGGAGAGCAUGGCCAAGGCUCUGGUGGCCUGCAAGCUCUACAAGGCAAUGGCCCACGAGUCCUCUGAGAGUGAGCUGGUGGAUGACAUCUCCCAGGAUUUGGACAACAACUCUAAGGAUUUUGGCCAGCUUGCUGUGGAGCUGUUAGAUCAGUCCUAUAAGCACGAUGAGCAGAUUGCCAUGAAACUCCUGACCUAUGAGCUCAAAAACUGGAGCAACUCAACUUGCCUUAAGCUGGCUGUGGCAGCCAAGCACCGGGACUUCAUUGCUCACACCUGCAGCCAGAUGCUGCUGACAGACAUGUGGAUGGGAAGGCUUCGAAUGAGGAAGAACCCUGGCCUGAAGGUCAUCAUGGGGAUUCUGCUGCCCCCCACCAUCUUGUUUUUGGAGUUCCGUACAUACGAUGACUUCUCAUACCAAACAUCCAAGGAAAAUGAAGAUGGCAAAGAAAAAGAGGAGGAGAACAUGGAUGGAAAUGCAGAUGCUGGUUCAAGAAAGGGAGAUGAGGAGAAUGAACACAAAAAGCAGAGGAGCAUUCCCAUUGGAACAAAGAUCUGUGAAUUCUACAAUGCACCCAUCGUCAAGUUCUGGUUUUACACAAUAUCGUACCUGGGCUACCUGCUGUUGUUUAACUAUGUCAUUCUGGUGCGCAUGGAAGGAUGGCCCUCCCCUCAAGAGUGGAUUGUCAUCUCCUACAUUGUGAGCCUGGCGUUAGAGAAAAUACGAGAGAUUCUCAUGUCAGAACCAGGCAAACUCAGUCAGAAAAUAAAAGUUUGGCUUCAGGAGUACUGGAAUAUCACAGAUCUUGUGGCCAUUUCCAUGUUCAUGAUUGGAGCAAUCCUUCGCCUACAGAACCAGCCAUACAUGGGCUAUGGCCGGGUCAUCUACUGUGUGGACAUCAUCCUCUGGUACAUCCGUGUCUUAGACAUCUUUGGUGUCAACAAAUAUCUUGGCCCCUACGUGAUGAUGAUCGGAAAAAUGAUGAUCGACAUGCUGUACUUUGUGGUCAUCAUGCUGGUUGUGCUGAUGAGUUUCGGAGUAGCUCGCCAAGCUAUCUUGCACCCAGAGGAGAAGCCUUCUUGGAAACUGGCACGAAACAUCUUCUACAUGCCCUACUGGAUGAUCUAUGGGGAGGUGUUUGCAGACCAGAUAGACCGUAAGAAUAGAAUUGAUAUAUACGCCAUGGAAAUUAACCCUCCUUGUGGUGAAAAUCUCUAUGAUGAGGACGGCAAACGGCUCCCUCCCUGCAUUCCUGGUGCCUGGCUCACACCAGCCCUCAUGGCCUGCUACCUCCUGGUGGCCAACAUCCUGCUGGUCAACCUGCUCAUUGCCGUUUUCAACAAUACCUUCUUUGAAGUAAAAUCAAUAUCCAACCAAGUAUGGAAGUUCCAGCGAUACCAGCUGAUCAUGACAUUCCAUGACAGGCCAGUCCUGCCACCGCCAAUGAUCAUUUUAAGCCACAUCUACAUAAUAGUUAUGCGUCUCAGUGGUCGCUGCAGGAAAAAACGAGAAGGGGACCAGGAGGAACAGGAUCGUGGCUUGAAGCUGUUCCUCAGUGAUGAGGAGCUGAAGAGGCUGCAUGAGUUCGAGGAGCAGUGCGUGCAGGAGCACUUCCAGGAGAAGGAGGAUGAGCAGCAGUCGUCCAGUGAUGAGCGCAUCCGGGUCACUUGUGAGAGAGUUGAAAAUAUGUCAAUGAGGUUGGAAGAAAUCAAUGAAAGAGAAAACUUCAUGAAAACUUCCCUACAGACUGUUGACCUGCGACUCUCCCAGCUGGAAGAACUCUCCAGCAGGAUGGUGACGGCUCUGGAAAACCUGGCGGGGAUCGACAGGUCCGACCUGAUCCAGGCCCGGUCCCGCGCCUCCUCCGAAUGCGAGGCCACCUACCUGCUCCGGCAGAGCAGCAUCAACAGCUCGGACGGCUGCGGCAUGUUCCGGUACCACUUCAACGGGGAGGAGCUGCUGUUCGAGGACCCCAUGCUCUCCAUGCCCCUGGGGACCGCGUUCCGCAAGAAGACGUGCUCGUUCCGGGUGAAGGAGGAGGAGGCGCGGUGGCACCCGGCCUCCCCGGGCCGCAGCCGCCUGGCGGUGGAGGACUCCCGGAGCCCCGCGGAGCCCAGGCCAGGCCCCGAGCCCGGGCCUCCCAGCCGAGACGAAGAAAGGCAGGACACGAAAAGAGAGGACGCUCGGUCCCCAGGCCUGAAGCCGGCAGAUGCCGCGCACGGGCAGAACAAAGCGGACUUUGCGAGCACCCAGCUGACGGUGGAAAGGACGGAAAUCGAGGGCACCGUGUCCUACCCGCGGCAAGAAGCCAAGCUCGCCCGCCAUUACCCGGACGAAACGGCGAACGCCUACAAGACCAUGAAGUCCAGAAGCUUUGUCUACUCCGAAGGAAGAAAGCUGGUCGGGGGGCUUAACAACUGGAACGCCGAGUACAGUUCGAUCAUGGACCAAGCGUGGAACUUCCAAUCGGCCGAGUGGAAGUACCAAGUGCAGAAGAUCACGCGCUCCCGCAGCACCGACAUCCCCUGCAUCGUGUCUGAAGCCGAGGUGCAAGCCGAGCGCAAGGAUCAGUCCACAGACCUCGAAGACGAGGGCCUACGAGUUCCUGAGAUCUCGCGUCUGUCCCUCGGCGUCGCGGACAGGACCGACCGGGAGAACUUGCUGUCGGUGAAACCACACCAGACUUUGGGAUUCCCGUGUCUCAGGUCCAGAAGUUUACACGGCCAUCCUCGGAAUGUUAAACCCAUCCCUGGCAAGCUAGACAAGCCCGCACAUGCCAGCAGUGUAAGUAACUUAAUAGUGGUGUCUGCAGUUACAACCGAGGAGCAAACGCUCAAGCAAGAGCAAACUUCCACAGAAACGGAAUGCUAA